Messenger RNA from Penaeus indicus, 2914 nucleotides. RefSeq lists its product as uncharacterized. The coding region runs from base 2 to 1696 and encodes 564 amino acids. Gene Ontology annotation, molecular function: cysteine-type endopeptidase activity. Gene Ontology annotation, biological process: proteolysis. The transcript has 7 exons. Lineage: Eukaryota; Metazoa; Arthropoda; Malacostraca; Decapoda; Penaeidae. The record is from RefSeq and is a predicted model, not a curated record.
AAUGGAAAUGCCAGUGCAACUCCAGCCACGACGAAGCAUGGACCCCCUUCAGAGACAGUUGAGCAAUGUUUCGCUCUCAGCUGAUGAAGAUUUCCUCUCCAGUUUACGAGAUGAAGAUGUACCUAAGCUUCUUUUCCUCUCAAUUGACCCGAACAGAACCCAGAGGAUUACAGCCUUUCCUGGAGCGAAUGACACCUUCGGGGCAUCUCCGGGCAUGGGGGACAUUUUUACUGAUUCUGAAGCUCCGCCGAACAUAAGAUUACUUGAGAAAUUCAAGAGGUGUUUGGCUGAGAGAAGGAUCACGCCUUUGAGACGCGAGUUUCAGUGCCGUCUGCUGUCCCUCUCCUGCGUGAAGCCAGUCUCGAACUCCCUCAGUACCCUCGAGAGUAACUUCUCCGACGAGAAUAAUGAGCUUAACGACGGCGAGGAGGACAUCUUACGAUUCACUGAGCUCCUUGAGAUGUUCCGUUUGCCAGUGCCGAAGGACAUCAGAGAUAUCUUUGAUAACAUUAUCUCGUCCAAGAAAAUUCCUUUGACGAUGAAUCCCGAGAAGAGUGAGGAGCGUACGUUCUUCGUGGAGGCGGGGAGCAAGGUCAUGGUGGAAAUAGGCGAUAGUCUCUCGCCUUCGGAUGUGUUCCACCUCUACGGGAUUCUGUCCGGCACGGCUAGAGGCGACGAGAAGGCAAAGGAACUCUUGUCCCCGGAGCUAGAGCAGGGUUCCCUCGAGAAAGUGCGGGGAUUGAAGGACGUGGCGUUCUAUUAUCUCGUCCUUGAGAUGCUAAGGAAGGAAAUGAUGAACCACCUGUACACGCAUAAACUUCACUUUCUGUUUAACCAGCUGAAGGAGAUGAAGUACGGAGAGGGAGCCAUAGACCCACAUAUCGACGGCAUUCUGAACACCCUCGGUCGAUACCCUAUUACCUCGAGGCCCCCGGGUCUGUGCCUCGUGUUUAUCAUGACGGAAGGCCGAAUCGGGGCGUCGCAGGAUCUCGCGAAGGUCAGGGCCUUAUUUGAGAAGCAGUACAAGUACGCCUUCUUCGUGAAAAAUGAUCCCACGGCGGAGGAGAUCAAAUCAAUCAUCUCCAAACUGAAGGCAGGCAGAUAUAAAUUCUACGACAGCCUGGUGGUGUGGUUCAUGGGUCACGGAGAUAAGACCUACCUGUACGUGAAGGAGGGACGCAUCCACCGCCGCCUGGACCUGAUCGAACCGUUCACAGAGAUCAAGUGGUACAUCAAGAAACCCAAGCUCUUCUUCAUCCAAGCUUGUGCUAUCAAGAAGAACCGCAGGAGAUUCUCUUCUACUUCUCAAGUAAAGGCCCUCCAUGCUAGUACAGACUCCCUCUCGGUUACGUGGCGGGCGUCCGCUGGCUCUGAAUGGCAAGACAAGUAUGCAGACUACACAGACAUGUCUAUGGUUAACUCCUUUGCAGACACACUCAUUGCAUAUGCGACGAUGUGGUACCAGUAUGCCACCAGAGGAGAUGACGGUUCUCUUUACGUAGACACAUUAGUGGAUCAGCUACGACAAAAUGGUCAUAAGGAGAGUAUUGAAAACGUCCUACAACGAGUACACUACAACGUCAACAUGGUUUCCCUCCUGUACAAUGAAGAGGGGCAAGACAUUAAGUGGAAGCAGGCACCUUUCUUUGAGUCCUCCCUUCAAAAGGUGUUCAUUUUCCCUAAACCAGCGGAGUAGAGGGAGAAAGAUGGUUAUUAUCUGAGUCCUUGGUAUUAGUUUUUUUGUUUUUUUUGUGUGUGUUUGUUAUGAUUUGUUUGGUGUUUUUUUAUUUAAUGAAGUGUUUGAUUUGUUUGUUAGGAAACGUUUGAUUUGUUCUAUUUUUAUGUUUAAUUUAUUUGGUAUGAAUUGCUUAAUUUAUGAGUUGUGAACUGGUUACGUCAUUUGGUAUGUACUAUCUAUGUAACUUCUUACGCAGUUGGACAUACUCAUGUGUUCCUGGUUGAUUAUGCCAAAGACUUUAAGAUUUUAAUUACAGCCAUAUGUAAUUCAAAGGGCAUAUAUAUAUAUAUAUAUAUAUAUAUAUAUAUAUAUAUAUAUAUAUAUAUAUAUAUGUGUGUGUGUGUGUGUGUGUAUGUGUAUGUGUAUGUGUAUGUGUAUGUGUAUGUGUAUGUGUAUGUGUAUGUGUGUGUGUGUGUGUGUGUGUGUGUGUAAAUGAAUAAAUAAAAACUAGUAAUGACAAAAAAUACAUAUAUUUUAUCAGUGAAAUAUUAUAUACUGUGAAAAAAUCCUAGUUUUCGCCACGCGAUUAUUCUGAAAACAAAUGAAAUAAGUGUAAAUAAAUAUUCGAAAUACAAACAAAUGUUUUGAAUUCUGACUUAAACUAACACCGACAUAUCCUGAAAAUAAGUGAAUUUGCUGAAGAGAAAUGAAGGAGACUAGACGAUGAAAAUAUAAAGGGAAAAAAAAGAGGAUACGAGAAUAAAUAGAAAGAAAAUAAAGUGAUGGAAAGGGAAGGGAAAGGUAAAUAAAGAGAAAAGGACGAAAAGAUAUGAUAAUACAUUAGAAGGGAGGAGAAAUGAAUAAAGGCAGAGGAAGGUGAAGGAAAGAAAUAAGAGAGAGAGAAAAAAAUAUAUUGGAGGAUAAGAUACAAGAAGAAAAUGAAAUAUAAUAAGUGGGGCGAACGAAGGAAAAAAAGAGAAUAAAGAUUACAAGAUGAGAUAAGAUAAUAAACAAAAGAAGGAAACGCGUUGGGAAGGAAAGUGAAAGAGGAGAUAAAUGAACAAAAUGAGAAGAUAAGAUGAUAGAUAAGACCGUGGAAAUAAUAAUAACAAUGAUAAUGAUAAUGAUUAAGAUGUGAUGGUAAUAAUGAUAAUAAUGAUAAUAAUAAUGAUAAUAACAAUAAUAGUAAUAAUAAUAAUAAUAAUAAUGAUAAUAAUAAUAAUAAUGAUAAUAAUA